Molecule: messenger RNA, 2326 nt
Organism: Ricinus communis (castor bean)
Lineage: Eukaryota; Viridiplantae; Streptophyta; Magnoliopsida; Malpighiales; Euphorbiaceae
Product: putative tRNA pseudouridine synthase
Exons: 8
Coding region: 236-1771 (511 amino acids)
Biological process (GO): mRNA pseudouridine synthesis; tRNA pseudouridine synthesis
Cellular component (GO): nucleus
Molecular function (GO): pseudouridine synthase activity; RNA binding
Source: RefSeq, a predicted model, not a curated record
UAAGGUGGACUCGGCAGGCAUAAGUGCAGAAAUAAACAACUUAUCCGCUGCCAUCCCUAUGUAUUAUGAGCGGGGGUGCCGAGUUCCUUCAUAUUUUAGGAAAAGUUCAUGCGGCUCCAGCCAGCUUUGAGGGCAUAAAAGUGAUAAAUAAAGGGUAACUUGGGUGGCCAGUACUCUGAAAUUAACACGUGUCUCCACUUCUCUCUUAUCAGCGCUCUCUUAGCAAUCUUUGAACAUGGCACUCUCUUCUCUGCGAUUCCCGCUCUAUCCAUUGCUCCUCAGAAGCCCAAGAAGGGUCUUCUUCAAAUUUCCAGUAAUACCAAUAUUACCCUCGAGGCUGAGUUCACAGUCUCAUGCUCAUAUCUUAUCCCAGAAAUGGGAACCUUUUAGAAAGAAAAAGGUUGUUUUGCGGGUUGGGUAUGUUGGCACCGACUACAGAGGUCUGCAAAAGCAAGAAGAUGAACAUUCUUUGUCAACUAUUGAAGCAGAACUUGAAUGUGCCAUAUUCAAGGCUGGUGGGAUUCUUGAUAGUAAUUAUGGGAAUUUGCACAAAAUUGCUUGGGCUAGAAGUAGUCGCACCGAUAAAGGAGUGAGUUAUUUUCCUUUUCUUAUAUAUAUGAAGGUUCAUUCAUUAGCAACAAUGAUAUCUAUGAAGAUGGAAAUACCUGAAAAUGCAUGGAAGGAAGAUCCUAAUGGCAUAGCACUUGCAGAAUGUGUUAAUUAUUAUCUUCCUGAUAAUAUCAGAAUUUUCAGCAUUUUGCCUUCACAGAAGAGCUUUGACCCUAGAAGAGAAUGUAACCUACGGAAAUAUUCCUACCUCCUUCCUGCUGAAAUUAUUGGGAUCAAAGGUCACUUUACUAGCGCUGAAAUUGAUAAUCACAUAUCAGACUUCAAUGACAUAUUAAAUGCCUUUGAGGGGGAACAUCCUUUCCAUAAUUAUACAAUACGGUCCAAGUACAGGAAACAAUAUCCCACUGCUAUAACUGGCCGUGUGCCAAAGAGAGCAAGAUCAUCUAGUGAGAGAUCAACCUCUGAAUCUGAGAAAAGUGAUGGAGAAGAAGAUUACGAGAUUGAUGAAAUAAAUAUAGAGGAUCAUAACGGAUCAAUUCAAAGUUCUAGUAAAUUCAGAUUUAGUAAUCAGCAGAAAGGUGGCGUACUUGAGCAGCAACAAUACAAUGCUGGUAUCCUUGCGAGAUGGCUGUACGAACCUGAUGAGACAGAUAGAAUAGGUGCUUCCCACUUCAGAAAGAUUUUUCGCUGUUCUUGUGGAAAGCUGGAGACCUCAAAGGGAUUUGAUUUUGUUGAAAUUUCUAUAUGGGGAGAGUCUUUCAUGUUACAUCAGAUUCGCAAAAUGGUUGGCACUGCUGUAGCUGUAAAGCGAAAGUUACUGCCCAGAGAUAUUUUACCACUGUCACUGGCAAAGUUCUCAAGGAUUGUCCUACCUCUUGCUCCAUCGGAAGUUUUGGUUUUGAGGGGCAACAACUUUUCUUUGAGAAAAAGACCGGACAUAGGAGCACGACUUGAAAUGCUGACAAUGGUCGAGUCAGAAGAAAUUCUCAAUGCAGUCAACAAGUUCUAUUCUAAUAUAAUGCUACCUCAAGUGUCAAAAUUGUUGGACCCUUGUGGCUCUCCUUGGAAAAUUUGGAUAGAAAAAUUGGACGAGUACACAAGCAUUCCAGAUGCGCAAUUGGAGGAAGUCAGGAGUGCAUGGCACUUAUGGAAGGAAAAAUUUCAGACUAGAAACAGUGUUGCAUCAGUUGUAAAUCAGUGAAGCAAGUACUUCUUCGUUUUAUGUAUAAUCAGGGUAAUUUAACUUCGGCUGCAAGCCACUUUCAUAAGAGGAUUGAAGGAUAACUUUGGAGCUCUGUGCUGAUGGCAAUGAUUCAGGCUUCAUGUUCAAUUGAAUUAUGGUUGCCAUGCUAGAUACAUGAUCACGACAUGGGUAAGAGACUGAAUUGAUCUGGUCAAAUGAUUGGUUGAGAGCUUUUCAUACAACAUGAACAGAUAGUUGACGAUCAAGUAGAACUUAUGAGGGAAAUGAGGAAAGCCAUUAUUCUGUGGUGACACUGCCAGGCUCGGAACAAGCUUCAUCUUUCCAAGGAUCUAUUCAUAAUGAAAUUCCGAAAGAUCCCAUUAUGCAAUGGAAACUAGGUCACUCUUUGAAAGGGAAGUUUCCUGCAGUGACUUGUGCCUUUGUACAUUUUAACAUUCUGCAGUGUGAAAUUUCUUAACAAUGGUGAGCAUAAGUGAUUUCAAUGUGGAUUUUCAAGAUAUUUUAAUAUGUGUAUAAAAUACUUCAAAUAUGAAAAGUAUUUAUCUACUAGUA